UGACUCCACUUCCUUCCUUCCUUCAUACUCCCCUUGAGCAAUGCAAUCCAUGCAUGGAAUAAUGGACCAUUCUUAAUGCUGCAUUUAGCUACAUAGUAUAUAGGUAGUUAGGCAGCCAGAGACCGUUCUGAAUUUCUGAGACUGAUACAUAUUUGAUGAUUCUCCAUCACUAACUAUAGCUCACUACUACACAUGUUGUAGAUUGAGUUCCUUGCUGCACUGCAUGUACCAGCUAGCUUAAAGAUCAGUAGCUUCACUCGCUUUGUUAGCAUUGUAGGGGAGGGAUAGUUUGCAUAUCAAUUGAGGAGUUUGUUUGUUCAUACAGGUAGGUUGUUCCAAUAUAGAGCAGGCCGGCAUGCAGUCACAGAUGAUGUAUGCAGGUGAGAGGUCGGCGGCGGCGAGAGAGAUGGCCAUGGAGAUGAUGGCACCGGACCAGAGGCAGAUGGGCAGCAGCUGCUCUCUCUUGGGCAGGUUCAUAUCUAGAGUCUUCAAGUGCAGAGGACGCAUGCGGGGCGAGAGGAUGGACUACUACGGCGCCACGGCCUACCCUGCCGCGCAGACGUGCUACGUCAGCCCGGCCGCGCCCGCACGCGCCGUGGCCUUCGCCACCGCCAACGCCAUGCGCCCGGAGCCGAUGCAAGCCCAUGCCGUGGCAGCCAUGCCCAUGCCCGGCGCGACGUACGGCGCCGCGUCGCCUCGGUCCGGCGGCGGCAAGCGCAAGAAGAAGUCCAAGAACAAGCGCGUCCGGUUCGCGCCGGCAGGGGCGGAGCCGGUGCCCACCGACGCGCCGCCGCCCGCCGCGCACUACGCACCACCGGCGGCGGCGGCGGCGAGCGGAGGCGGCCAGCUCCACCACCAGCAGCACUACCCGUCCGCCGACGCUGCCGCCGAGCCGUACUCCACGGCGGCGCACGGGCACGGGCACGGCAGGUACGCGUACGCGCCGUCGCCGCUGGCGCGGUGGGAGAUGCUGGGCUCGGCGGGCACGCCGCGGCGGCACGAGUACUUCUCCGGCGAGUACCGGUGGUGCUACCCGACGCCGGUGCGCGAGGGCAUCUACAGCCUCGCCACGGACGCCAACCGCCUCACCACCAUCUUCAGCGAGGAGAAUCCCAACGCCUGUGCCAUCGUCUGACCAAGAAAUUCACAAUUGUCAGAGAAUAAUCAAAAGUUCUUCUUAGGGGACAAACUAUAUAUAUAUAACUAGUGAUUAGAGGAAUAUGAUGCUUUCAGCGUUUUAAUUUGUAGAUAAGGUUGGUGACAGUAGUGUGAGUGGAGUAGCAGUAGUAGCUUUAGUUGGUGAAAUGGACCUGUUCUAAUGUUUCGGCUUAUAUUCUCAUUGUCCCAUGCAUACUGGCUUUUGUUAGCACGAGUACUUUUGUUAACCAAGUUGGCAGUGUUAAUUAAGUAGGUCUAGAAAUAGAAUUUGAUCAGCACCAACAGUUUUUACCAGGGAGAACGAAAGGAUUGAUGCAUAUGGAUAUAUAUGAUGCUCAUUAUUCUA
Molecule: messenger RNA, 1504 nt
Organism: Oryza sativa Japonica Group (Japanese rice)
Lineage: Eukaryota; Viridiplantae; Streptophyta; Magnoliopsida; Poales; Poaceae
Source: RefSeq, a predicted model, not a curated record